AAUUAACAGGGGAUGCAUUAUAUCUAUAGCUCUAUAAUUAGCAGGCAGGACUUCUGGUUGUUUGCGUUCCUCCGUGCUUCUUUGUCCUUGGUUUAUUUCUCUUGCUUCCCAAGCAAGUCAUUUCUUUGCAUGCAUCAUGCUGGUCCUCAAGGCCCUGGGACUCUUCUCCCUUAUUAAUGCGGUGCUGGGAACGUAUGUCUCUCCUUCAAGACACAGAUAGCCUUUGGAUCAAAGCUGACUGGGUAGUGCUCAUGUUCCUGUGCAUCACCAUGUACACCGCUCCACCAAAAAUACCACGGAGUAUGACUAUAUCGUCGUCGGUUCCGGGGCAGGAGGCGGGCCUCUCGCUGCUCGUCUCGCUCGGGGGGGCUACAAAGUUCUCCUCAUCGAUGCCGGAGACGACCAAGGGGACGCUCUGACGCAGAUGAUCCCUGCAAUGCAGCUUCAGUCCACCGAGUAUAUUCCUCAGCGAUGGGAUUACUUUGUCAACCAUUACGACGACCUUGCCCGCCAGGAGCAAGAUUCUAAGAUGGUAUACCGCACCCCUGCGGGAGAUUUACACAAGGGACCCAAUCCUCCGGCUGGGUCAGAGCCCCUGGGUAUCCUAUAUCCGCGUGCUGGAACCCUCGGUGGAUGCACAGCCCAUAAUGCCAUGAUUACGAUCUAUCCCUACGAGCGCGACUGGGAUUACCUUGCUAACCUGACUGGCAACAAUACCUGGGCCGCGUCCAACAUGCGCAGUUACUUCGAACGGCUCGAGGAUAACCGCUAUGCCCCCAGUGAUAUCAUCAACCACGGGUUCAGCGGCUGGCUGCAGACCUCCCUCACCCAGCUCGCGCUCGUUGCGCAAGAUCUCAAGCUUGUUUCACUCAUCGUCGCCGGUGGUACGGCGAUGGGCCAGGACCUUGUCGGGAAGCUCGUUAGCACUGUGACCGGUCUAGCGGGCAUCCUCACUCGCGAUAUCAACACGGGUUUGCCGUCGCGCGACAAGUCCGAAGGUCUCUUCCAGGUUCCUCUCGCCGUCAAGGUCCCCGACUACAAGCGGACUGGACCCCGAGACUUCCUCAUGGACACCGUCAAUGCCGGAUAUCAUUUGGAUAUCCAGCUCACCACCCUGGUUACGAAGGUGAUCUUCAAUCAAACUGGUUCUCGUCCUCGGGCGAUCGGCGUCGAGUACCUGCAAGGGAAGAGUCUGUACCGGGCGGAUCUGCGCUAUGUCAACGCUACCGCCGGCACCCCGGGUAGCGUGUAUGCUAAGAAGGAAGUUAUCCUGUCCACUGGAACAUUCAACACCCCGCAGCUCCUGAAGCUCAGCGGCAUUGGCCCUAAAGCCGAGCUCGCCAAAUGGAACAUCACUACCCUGGUGGACCUCCCCGGGGUUGGCAAGAACCUGCAGGACCGCUACGAGACCACAUUGAUCGGCAAAUCGCCCACGGCCUUUGUCCUCACCGAGAAAUGCACCUUCCUCGAGACCUUCCCCGACCCUUGCUACGACGACUGGAAGAACGGCGUGCUCUUCAAGGGCACCUACAUGACGAACGGGAUUGCCAUCGCCAUUCUCCGCAAGUCCUCUGUCGCGGAAUACGACGAGCCUGAUAUUCUGAUCUCGGGGGCGCCGGCCAACUUCCAGGGCUAUUUCCCCGGAUACGCGCACGAUUCCCUAAAGGACGCUCAGCACUGGGCCUGGAUUGUGCUCAAGUCCCGGUCGCGCAAUAACGCCGGCACUGUUGAGCUACGCUCGGCAGAUCCUCGGGAUACCCCGAUUAUCAAUUUCCAUUCCUUCGAUGAGGGCGUAACGAGCGACAAUGCGGACGAGAAGGAUCUGCAGGCGGUUUACGAGUCCAUGGAGUUCUCCCGGAGUAUCUUCCAGGAUCUCGUCCCUCUUGACGAUGGCUUCACCGAGACCUGGCCCGGCGCUAACGUCACUACCGAACAGCAGAUGAAGGACUUUAUCAAGCGCGAGGCAUGGGGUCACCACGCCUGCUGCACUGCGCCUAUUGGACCCGAUGACGAUCCCAUGGCUGUGCUGGAUGGUGACUUUAGGGUACGUGGUGUUGAUGGCCUCCGCGUUGUAGAUGCGUCGGUGUUCCCGAAGAUCCCGGGGUAUUAUAUUGUCUUGCCCGUUUAUAUGAUCAGUGAGAAGGCUGCGGACGUUAUUCUGGCUGAUGCUUAAUUUCUCCUUGUUGUAUGUCACUGGUUGUGCCGGCUUUUAUACAAGUCCAUGUCAUCGUAAUAUUUCACUUCGCAUAUCCGUUGGCUAAUACUAAAGAAUCACAUAUCAUCAAUAUGUCCAAGAAAC
Molecule: messenger RNA, 2299 nt
Organism: Aspergillus ochraceoroseus IBT 24754
Lineage: Eukaryota; Fungi; Ascomycota; Eurotiomycetes; Eurotiales; Aspergillaceae
Product: GMC family oxidoreductase
Exons: 2
Coding region: 425-2173 (582 amino acids)
Molecular function (GO): flavin adenine dinucleotide binding; oxidoreductase activity, acting on CH-OH group of donors
Source: RefSeq, a predicted model, not a curated record